Musa acuminata subsp. malaccensis (wild Malaysian banana) is the source of this 1196-nucleotide messenger RNA. Its product is annotated as WAT1-related protein At4g08300-like. Gene Ontology annotation, molecular function: transmembrane transporter activity. Gene Ontology annotation, cellular component: plasma membrane. Lineage: Eukaryota; Viridiplantae; Streptophyta; Magnoliopsida; Zingiberales; Musaceae. The record is from RefSeq and is a predicted model, not a curated record.
GCGGCAGCAGAGAGGAAGGAAAGAGAAGCUCCACAGUCAUGGCGCCUUCAAUGACACAAAUCAGAAGAACAUACAGGAGAUUUAAGCCACACCUUCUCAUGACCAUGGCACAAUUAGGUUACACGAUCCUCUACUUCAUUACAGAAGCCUCUUUCGACCAGGGAUUGAAUCCCCAUGUCUUCGUAACUUACAGACACAUUGUUGCCGCCUUGGUCAUGUGGCCUUUUGCCUAUUUCCUCGAGAGAAAAUUACGGCCAAAGCUUACAUGGGCAUUGUUCCUGGAGAUUUGUGUUCUUUCCCUUCUUGGGGUCAGCCUAACUCUAAACAUGUACUUUGCAAGCUUAAAAUACACCUCGCCAACCUUUGUUGCUUCUAUGAUCAACACCAUCGCUGCCGUGACUUUUGUCACUGCCAUCCUGCUCAGAAUGGAGCGUCUUGAUCUUGGGAGCCCUAAGGGGGUGGCAAAGGCUGCCGGAACUGUGGUGUCGUUGGCCGGUGUUACAACCAUGACACUCUACAAAGGACCAGCGAUGAAGAACUUUUAUGGACCACUAAUUCAAAUCCAUGGAAAUUCCAUCCAUGAGAACUGGUUGAAAGGAUCACUUCUUACAGUGGCAAGCUGCAUAACAUGGUCCAUAUGGUACAUCAUGCAGGCAACAACGUUGAGAAGAUAUCCAGCACAACUUUCACUUACUGCAUGGAUGUGCUUCGUUGGGGGUGCACAAUCAGCUAUUUUUGCAGCAUUUGUAGAACACAAACCAGCAGCAUGGAAGCUUGGAUUUGAUGUUAAACUAUGGAGUAUCUUGUAUGCUGGAAUUGUCGGCUCUGGUUUGAUCAUCUACAUAAAACUGUGGUGCACCAAGGAAAAAGGACCUGUUUUUGUGACCAUGUUCAACCCUCUCGGCACCAUAAUGGUUGCAGUUCUAGCAUACUUUGCUUUUGGUGAAAGACUCUUCCUGGGAAGCAUCAUUGGAGGCAUAGUUGUCGCCAUUGGACUGUACUUGGUGCUCUGGGGGAAAGAAAGAGAUCAAGAGAAGGACAUGACACCUGAAGGGGCCUCGUUUGUGGCUUCUGAAACAGGAAAAGAAGAAACCAGCACACUUUCCAGAGCAUAGGUGGCGAAGCAGAUCAGCUAAAGUGGUUUGAAGGAAUACUGCAUGAAUUUUCUGUCAAUUGUUCAGUAACUAGUCACAAAA